ACGUAUGAGGCACUUCUUCGAAAAAGCUUUGAAAGAUUAUUUCUUUAUGAGACCGAAGAUAUAAAGCUACUUGUCAAACUUCACGAACUCGUAUUGUACAGGAAUUGGAGUGGCAGCCACGACGGAUGCCUCCUAAUGGGCGUUUUCAAUCUCGAACCCUGCCAAGGAGCCCCAGCAAUCGCUUCGCUGCCACAUUUCUACCUCGCUUCAGAGGAGCUAUUGCAGUACUUCCACGCUGACAGCGACAUCAAACCCGAUAAGGAAAAACACAACACCUAUGUUUAUUUGGACCCAGUCACAGGUGUCGUUUUGAAAGGAGCUAAACGCAUGCAGUUCAACAUAGAACUCCGCCAGAUGCCGGGGGCCCCGCAAGUAGCCAACGUACCUACUGGUCUUUUUCCUCUACUGUGGAUCGAAGAGGGAGCAGAAAUACCACCAUCCAUAAUAGAAAACUUACAGACUUCCCACACUCUUCUAAGCUACAUACGAGUCGUGCCGUGGGCGCUUUUGAUGACAGCAGUGUUAAUAACUGCGAUCAGCACGAUCGCUCUAGUGCGCUCUGGAGGAUUGCCCAUGUGGCCAAAUAAUAAUUCUGUUAGAUUUAUAUUUAGACCCAAAGUUAAUGCUCAAGCUAAUAAAGUGUAACAGUGGUGCAUUAAA
Molecule: messenger RNA, 660 nt
Organism: Hyposmocoma kahamanoa
Lineage: Eukaryota; Metazoa; Arthropoda; Insecta; Lepidoptera; Cosmopterigidae
Product: sensory neuron membrane protein 2-like
Exons: 3
Cellular component (GO): membrane; cytoplasm
Molecular function (GO): scavenger receptor activity
Source: RefSeq, a predicted model, not a curated record